This is a messenger RNA of Pleurotus ostreatus (oyster mushroom), 1050 nucleotides long. RefSeq lists its product as uncharacterized. Gene Ontology annotation, cellular component: cytoplasm. Bases 1 to 1050 code for a protein of 349 amino acids. The record is from RefSeq and is a predicted model, not a curated record. The transcript is spliced from 5 exons. Lineage: Eukaryota; Fungi; Basidiomycota; Agaricomycetes; Agaricales; Pleurotaceae.
AUGGUACCUCUAUUCCCCGACCUUAGCAAAGAUGCCAUAUUGUCCUUCCAAUUUUCCUCGUGGUACCCGGAAUUCGCCCGCCUCUCCAUCAAAUCCACCGUUAUUCGACCCUUAUCCAAAGACUUUGAGGAAUAUCUCAAUGCAGAUGGUGUAUUCGUACCCGAAGGAUCCGACGACAUACCGGUGAGGAGUACCCUCUCUGAUGACGAAGGAGGCAGUGAGGAGGAUGAAGAAGAAGCGGGGAGCGAGCACGAAUCAGGCGAUGAACCACCACCGCGACGAUAUGCCUUCCCAGAGCUCGACGAUAAGAUUAGAAUGUGUAUAAAAGAAUAUGGCGCCGUUUUCCCGAAGCUGAAUUUCUCGGCUCCCAAGGAUGCUUCUUGGGUCCUUCCCGCAUCAUCUCCUCUCAAAUGUACUACACCCUCCGAUGUCUAUCUAUUGCUUAAAUCUUCGGACUUCAUUACUCAUGAUCUCAGCGAGGCUACAGUAUUCGACGGCUGUCUUGAUGGCGACGGAGAUUAUUCUUUGGAACUCGUUCUUCGGAAAUGGUAUCCUGUAGACAGGAGCCGCGAAGUGCGAUGCUUCGUGCGUAUCUCGCAAAGAGACACGAAUUACUACGAAUUCUAUAACGACAUGCAGAUUCAGCAAAAGAUUCUCACCGCGGUCCGAGAACUCUGGGAGAACAGUAUACGGCAUGCUUGGGAUUCCAUACGGCAUUACACGGUUGAUCUUCUCCUAACUCGCGAUCUCUCGCGCGGGCACAUCAUCGAUUUCAACCCGUUCGCCCCUCGGACCGAUCCCUUGCUCUUCACGUACGAAGAACUGCUAGAUAUACACCUCUCUCGUCCAUCGACCCCUACGUUCAAAGUCAUCGACUCCCGUGCCCACCCCUCUGCGAACUCGAAUUCACCUGCGCACCAACACAAUAUGAUACCAUUCGACACAUUGACUCUGAGCAGUGGACGUGAUAUAGACGAGUUCGCGGCUGCUUGGAAAGACCAGCUAGAGAUAGGGAUGAGUGGACUGCCAGGAGAUUCCGACUCCGAAUGA